Messenger RNA from Cetraspora pellucida, 1329 nucleotides. The record is from the annotation of a GenBank genome assembly. Lineage: Eukaryota; Fungi; Glomeromycota; Glomeromycetes; Diversisporales; Gigasporaceae.
AUGCCUCACCUAUCUAAAACUCAUAAAAGUAAUAAAAAUGCUCGCCAUGCAAAAAAGUUAAAAUCCUAUAAAAAUAAUUCCAAUAUAUUAGAAAUUAAAAAUUCAACAUGCGAUUUUUACAUUCGUCGACAUAAAAAUCUUCAAUUAAUUACAUUGGAAAAUACUUCGACAAUUGACCUAUUAGAAAUUGAACAAUCAAUUGAAAAUUUAGAAAAUUUAGUUAAUCAAACAUCAACUUCGCAAUUGGCUAUCUCAAAAACAGAAAAAAUAAAAAGUGACCUAGUAACAAAAUUUAAUUAUUUAUCAGAAAAGGAAUUAAUAGCUUGCUCUCAGUUAUUUAAUAAUAUGACAUAUAAAGAUGGACCAAAUAAAGGAAAGAUUUUAUCGGCAUAUUUACAAGAAAAAACUGCCGAGUUGUUAUUCGCGAGUCAUGAAAAAUCUAGUUACAAUUUUCAAGAAGAAAUAUCAGAUAAAAAUAUUGAAAAAGCUAUAGUUAAAAAAAUCAAACAAAAUAAUCGUGAAUAUACACCCGAAUUUGUUUCUAUGGCUACAAUAUUAAGUACUAUCAGUCAAAUUUCAAUAUCAUCAACAGUACAAUGUACAAAAGAAAUCAUAACAUUUCUUACUGGUCAGCCUUCUAAAUCAUGCUUAUCUCCAACAGACAAAAGUACUAGAGGAGAAAAAAAAAUAUUUUUAGUAUAUAUAGCUUAUUGGAAUGAAAACAAACAAGAACCUAUGCUUACUAUCCUUAAUAUGAAAGAUUUGGAUCAUUGUUUAGCAUCUACAGUAUCCUUAAGCGUUGGAGAAGCUAUUAGUAAAAAUUUAUUAAAUCCAGCACAGUGUCAAUAUUGGCUUACCGAUAAUACAGCUUAUAUGUCAGGAUCAACAGCUGGUGCUGUUAUUAAAUUUAAUCAGCAAUAUUCGGCAAAAGCAGCUUGGAUUCCUUGCGGUUUAUAUGCAUUACAUAUAGCUUCAGUACAUUUUAAUGAUGUAGCAUUUGGAAAAAUUAAUUCACUUACAGGAAUUUGUUUAAAGCCGCAUCUGUCUAAUGUUCUUAACUUGGCUUAUUAUCUUCAUUGUAGAUAUAACAAAUUAGAUAAGGACAAUCCGUUAAAUAUGAAAACAAAAAAAAUUAGCAAAUUAUAUAAAGCACUACUUAAUUAUAAUCUUAAACAAUACCAAAAACCUAUCUCAACCCAUUGGCUAUAUCAAUUAACUACAGCAAAACAAUAUUUAGAUCGAAAAGAUAUUCAAUUACAAUUUUCUAGUUGGUUUAUUAACCAACUAGAACAAGCAAACAAAAUUCUUGAAAGUUAUUUAAAAAAAUGA